Messenger RNA from Aspergillus terreus NIH2624, 882 nucleotides. RefSeq names its product complex I NDUFA9 subunit family protein. The transcript has 6 exons. Bases 1 to 882 code for a protein of 293 amino acids. Gene Ontology annotation, cellular component: mitochondrion. Lineage: Eukaryota; Fungi; Ascomycota; Eurotiomycetes; Eurotiales; Aspergillaceae. Gene Ontology annotation, molecular function: protein-containing complex binding. The record is from RefSeq and is a predicted model, not a curated record.
AUGACGAAGAGACACCUGAAGCCCACCGGUGAUCUUGGCCGGGUCAACUUCAUCGAAUACGAUCUUCGCAACACCCAGUCGAUCGAAGAGAGCGUCCGUCACUCCGACGUGGUCUACAACCUUGUCGGCCGUCAAUACCCUACCAAGAACUUCUCCUACACGGAUGUCCACGUUGACGGCAUUGAGCGCAUUGUCGAGGCCGUUGCCAAGUACGAUGUGGACCGCUACAUCCACGUCUCUUCCUACAACGCCAACCGGGACUCUCCGUCGGAGUACUUUGCCACCAAGGGCUGGGGUGAGGAAGUCGCCCGCUCCAUUUACCCCGAGACCACCAUUGUCCGUCCGGCCCCCAUGUUCGGUUUCGAGGAUAACCUCCUGCACAAGCUCGCCAAGGUGACCAACCUGUUCACCGCGAACCACAUGCAGGAGCGCUACUGGCCUGUUCACGUGAACGAUGUUGGUGCCGCUCUUGAGCGCAUGCUCCACGAUGACACCACGGCCGGCGAGACUUUUGAGCUGUACGGCCCGAAGAACUACUCGACCGCGGAGAUCGCCGAGCUGGUUGACAAGGAAAUCAUCAAGCACCGCCGUCACAUCAACCUUCCCAAGGCCAUCUUCAAGCCCCUGGCGUACUACUUGAACAAGUUCCUGUGGUGGCCCACCGUCUCCGCCGACGAGGUCGAGCGCGAGUUCAUGGACCAGGUCAUCGAUCCUACGGCCAAGACCUUCAAGGACCUGGGCAUUGAGCCGACUGAUCUGGCCACCCUGACCUUCCACUACCUGAAAGGAUAUCGUAGCUCUUCGUACUACGACCUGCCUCCGGCGACGGAGCGGGAGAGACAGGAGGAGAAGAAGUACGUGCACGUGCUGGACAGCCAGUAG